Molecule: messenger RNA, 1530 nt
Organism: Letharia columbiana
Lineage: Eukaryota; Fungi; Ascomycota; Lecanoromycetes; Lecanorales; Parmeliaceae
Exons: 1
Coding region: 1-1530 (509 amino acids)
Biological process (GO): aromatic amino acid biosynthetic process
Molecular function (GO): 3-deoxy-7-phosphoheptulonate synthase activity
Source: RefSeq, a predicted model, not a curated record
AUGUCGAAAAGACCUCUAGAAGAGCCAAUACAGCCUCCAAAGCUCAGCAAAAGUGGAGAAGCCGCAGCAGAGAUCAAGGUCACAACAAAGCGACAGAAGAAUAGCAGCUCGGAAUGGACGCCAUCAUCCUGGACCACUAAACCCAUAAAACAAGAGGUUGUCUAUAAUGACCUUGCUAAAGUCCAAAAAGCUCUCGCAAAACUAGAGCAACUACCACCCAUCGUUACACCUACCGAGAUCAUCAAACUCCGGAAGUCUCUGCGAGAUGUUGCUCUUGGCAAAGCGUUCCUACUACAGGGUGGUGACUGUGCGGAAUUAUUCGAUUACUGUGAAGAGAAUGCCAUUGAAUCGAAGAUCAAACUUCUGCUGCAGAUGAGUUUGGUCCUGAUCUGGGGCGCCAACAGGCCUGUCGUGCGUAUUGCGAGGAUGGCUGGCCAGUACGCAAAGCCAAGAUCAAGUCCCACAGAGAUGCACGAGGGAAACGAGAUACCCUCCUUCCGUGGAGACAUACUAAAUGGAUACGCGGUAGAAGACAGAACCCCGGAUCCAGCGCGUUUAGUAUCUGCCUAUUAUCACUCUGCCGCAACGCUCAAUUUCAUCAGAGCGUCGCUGGCAUCAGGGAUCGCUGAUCUACAUUCGCCACUAGACUGGGAGCUGGGGCACGUGAAAGAUGAAAAGAUCAGAGCUCAGUACACCAGGAUUGUCGAUAGUAUCACCGAGAGCCUACAAUUCAUGAGGACAGUUGGCGCAGAUAGCAGUGCAAGUGGCUUAGAGACUGUCGAUCUCUACACCAGUCACGAGGGUUUGCUACUAGAAUACGAGCAGAGUUUAACAAGGAGACUAAAACAUCCACCCUCUCAUCCAGCUUUCUUGCCAGCCCGAGUAUCAUCAGAUCAGCAGGUGAACGGUCACCAAGAGUCUGCUAGCGAUGGCAAAGGCUGGUACAAUACAUCCGCCCACUUUCUCUGGAUCGGUGACCGCACACGCCAACUCACUGGCGCACACGUCGAGUACUUCCGCGGUCUCGAAAAUCCCAUCGGCAUCAAAGUCGGGCCUACCAUGACAUCUCCGGAACUCAUCGCCCUCCUUGAUGUGGUCAAUCCGCCAAAAGAUAUUGGAAAGGUCACUUUGAUUACCCGAUACGGCGAGCACAAUAUCGCUUCUCUGCUACCUGGCCAUAUUGAGGCCGUGAAGAAAAGUGGCCAUGUAGUCGUGUGGCAAUGCGAUCCCAUGCAUGGGAACACAAAGAGUACGCCGUCUGGGGUGAAGACAAGGCAAUUUUCGAGUAUUUUGAGUGAGGUGAGCAGUGCGUUGAGGAUUCACAGAGAGCAGAGCAGUUUCUUGGGAGGUGUGCACCUCGAAUUGACUGGGGAUGCGGUGACGGAAUGUGUUGGUGGGAGUGAGGGGUUGACGGAGGGGGAUCUAAGUGUUAAUUAUACGACAUACUGUGAUCCGAGACUCAAUGAGAAACAGGCGCUUGAGAUGGCUUUUCUGGUUGCAGGACACUAUCGGGAUGAGAAGAGGGCUUGA